Molecule: messenger RNA, 327 nt
Organism: Schistosoma mattheei
Lineage: Eukaryota; Metazoa; Platyhelminthes; Trematoda; Strigeidida; Schistosomatidae
Source: the annotation of a GenBank genome assembly
AUGGAAAAUAAUACGGAAGAAAAAUCUAUGCUAACACCAAAAGAUGGUUGUAUUUUUUGCUCCAUUGCUUACGGAAAGACAAAUCAAACAGUCUGUUUCGAAACCAAUGAUUUAGUGAUAUUUCAUGAUCACUUACCGAAAGCUCAUUGUAGGUUUGGAUUUCAUUGGCCACCAUUCAAUAGUGUCCAUCAUUUACACAUGCACAUCCUUGGACCUAAACAACUUAUGAGUUUUAAUCUAAUGUUUGAUCCGCGGUUUCAUAUUUUCCGAAAGGUUGAGAGAGUUUUGGACGAUUUAAAAAAGCUCAAAAUUGAAAGGAAGAAGUGA